UCGCGCUCUGUCACAAAGUCAUAAACAUUUUCUUUCGUCAAGGGCCACCAUCUUUUGUCGUCGCGGGUCUUUGAAGCGCAUAGACUUGUAACAAAGACUGCCAAAGGGUGCACCGGUAAGACAUGACUAGGAAACUCCGUGCCGCUCACUUGAUUUCAUGAUGUUAAGCCCUUCUGAGCGUGAGUUUCUAUAAUGAUGGCGAAGCUCGAAACCAUUGCCCAUCAUCAAUAUUCAUUAUGCCAAAGCACAUUGGACGACUCAAAAAGAAGAAACAAUAAACUAUAUCGGGUCACAGCUGGUGAUUCCACACAUAAUGCAAGCCCACUGCUGUGGAUGACGCUGCAAUUCAUGGGAUUUAGUGACCUUCCAACUGAGCUCGCCCUCCUUAUCUUCAAAUAUGCAGCGCGACCAAAUUUUGCUCAACCUGACACUCACACUCCCAAAAAUCCAUACUCAUCUGCCCUUUCAUUAUCUUACGUCUCCAAAGUUGUCAGGCGCACCGUGCUGCCUGAACUUCUGUAUACAGUAUCAUUGCCAGAAGCUCGCCACGUAGCAGCUUUCAUACUGGCUCUACGUACGCAGAAAAAAUACGUCGAUCGUGAUUUAUCUCUUGAUUAUGCAUCUUGCGUGCACAGGAUGUGGAUCGGAGAGUGUCGGGGACCUUUGCGAGACUCAAAUGCUCCCUUCAUCACCAACUUUACCCCUUCUGCGGCUGAGCCUGACUCGGAGCCAGAUGUCAGCCUGCUAGCUCCGGUGAUCCUCGCUGUACCGUCUCUCGCGAUCGAAUUUGUCAGUCUGGACAUUCUUUUAGGUUGCCUCAAAUAUGUGUGUAACUCCGAUGUCGACUUGAAUGUUGACCACAUAAAUUCCCCGCUUCCUUGGAGCACAAAAAGCUUGACGCUAUCGGGUAGUAUCUCUUUUCGAUGGUGGUCCUUCAUGGGAACUAUCCAUGGAUAUACUUUCCUCACUUCCAUCCAACACCUCACCUUACUCUCUUCCGACACAUGCUACGAAACACAUCAGCACUUCGCUGGCGACUGCGCCAACGACAUUGAACCUCAAGACUCUGAACCCUACACAGUGCCUUUUUGGAUGGCACGGGCUCCUUUCAAGAAACUUCAGACGUUUUCUAGGCUCAUUCCACACAGGGAACAGGUGGUCGCUGAAUGUGUCCCCGCGUCUAGUGCAAAGGCAAUAUGGGUGGAGCUGAUCACAUUCCCUGCUUCCCUACUACCGGACCAUUGGACACUCCAGGAAAUCAAGACGUUUAUGGAGACUCAGGCCCAGGUGGGAUCCAUUCCAUCUAUUCCACUACCAGUGUCCUGUUCUCGCAGGUUGUGUGUACUUUGUCUGGACCGCGAAAAGAUUUGGGCAUAUGGAUGUGAGGGCCCCGGGCCACUGGUACAGGCGUCCGCCUGAUUAUUAAAUAUAUGUACUCCUUCGCAAUCGGUUGUCUGAUAUACUAUACACUUGAACACGAUCAAAGCUUUUGUUAUGGUUCUGACUAGCAGCUGUGGUUGUUCCUUAUUUAAUGUCUGCUGUGACCAAUUCAACAAUAAGUACUAGUGGUUUAACUUGUCUCCAAUUCCGCAUCGGUAAGCGAGCAAUUCUCAUUAGUCAGGACCUUAACAAAUCGUUCAUCAGGCUGCGCAUGACGUCCAUCAGAAGACGGUAUCCGCAGCAGAUGCGGUUCUUGUUCUUCUUGCGGGUGCUAUUUCUUCCGCUAGCACUGAGGAUUGAUCGAUCACCCUGAUUAUGUGCGCAUGCACCUUCGGUUAAUGAAGUCAGCCGGCGUUAUGGUGUAUAUGAUUGACCAAAACC
This is a messenger RNA of Suillus subaureus, 1821 nucleotides long. RefSeq lists its product as uncharacterized. Lineage: Eukaryota; Fungi; Basidiomycota; Agaricomycetes; Boletales; Suillaceae. Bases 193 to 1419 code for a protein of 408 amino acids. The transcript has 3 exons. The record is from RefSeq and is a predicted model, not a curated record.